Messenger RNA from Nicotiana tabacum (common tobacco), 759 nucleotides. Lineage: Eukaryota; Viridiplantae; Streptophyta; Magnoliopsida; Solanales; Solanaceae. The record is from RefSeq and is a predicted model, not a curated record.
AUGCAUACUGUGUAUUACAAUGGGCCAUAUACUAUCAGCAAUAGACCGAUAAUUUUGAAACCUUGGAUAGCAGAUUUUGAUUUCAACAAGGAAUUUCCUACUGAAAUACCACUGUGGGUAAAGUUCCCAAACUUACCUAUGAGCUGCUGGGGAAGUAGGACCUUGAGUAGAAUUGCUAGCAUGCUAGGAAAUCCAGUCUUUGCUGAUGAAUGUACCACAAAGCAAACUAGGAUUUCUUAUGCUAGAAUGCUUGUGGAGAUAAAUGUCAGCCAGCCUCUUUCAGAUGAAAUCACUGUAAUUGAUCCAAAAGGGAAACACUUCCAGCAACAAGUGACUUAUGACUGGAAACCAGAAUUUUGUGAAACAUCUCAAGUAGUGGGGCAUAAAUGCAGAGAAAAAGGUGAAGAAGAAGAGCAGAGAAAUAUGCAGCAUAGAAGAAGGAGGACAAGGACUGUCACACAAGAGUGGAGAACCAAAGGCCCUAUACAACAAAAUGCUCCAGUUGAAAAGCAAAAGGAACAGCCAAAGGAAGUAACACAGCAGACUCAGCAGAUAAGCAUAGCAGGUUCUGAGGAAGGACUAGAAGAACAGGUAAGGAAGAAUAAGGGGAAAGCUCUACAAAGCCCUGAAUUCAACCUUCAAAAUUUUCCAAUGCUAUGCUCUGUCCCUGUAAAGAAUGGAUUUGGAGUGCUGCAAGGAGGAGAUAGUGUAGUUCAAACCACACCUCUGGAUAAAGGAGGUGGAACAAAAACAAUAUGA